Molecule: messenger RNA, 825 nt
Organism: Haemonchus placei
Lineage: Eukaryota; Metazoa; Nematoda; Chromadorea; Rhabditida; Trichostrongylidae
Source: the annotation of a GenBank genome assembly
AUGGAACAGCUUUUGAAUCUUUUUAGAGAUGGCUGUGGAACGACAAAGGCGUGUCUAUUCAAGCCUUCAGGAUGUGACCCUAAUCUCGAUUGUACCAUUGGCCUUAUCUUUUUCGUAGUGGGACCAAAUCAACUACGAAUGGAGAUGGUGGCCACAUCGCUCAUACCGGCCGUACAACAACAGUAUAUCGCUAUCGCUUUUUCAAACGAUGCAAUCAUGCAGCUAACAAAAGCAGAACAAACACGACCAUUACUUUUUAUAGUUAAUGAGUGGGCCUUCCUUCUCAUAACUUUACCUUUGAAUCUUUUCAGGGAUGGCUGUGGAACGACAAAGGCGUGUCUAUUCAAGCCCUCUGGGUGUGAUCCAAAUCUCGAUUGUACCAUUGGCCUUAUCUUUUUCGUAGUGGGACCAAACCAACUGCGAAUGGAGAUGGUGGCCACGUCUCUCAUACCGGCCGUUCAACAGCAGUAUAUCGCUAUCGCUUUUUCAAACGAUGCAAUCAUGGGUGAUGACUUCGUUACCGAAUGUGUAUUGAGCGAUAUGGGACAGUUUGCUGGUUGGGAACCUGAGAUAUUCGUCUCGUUCAAUCACGGGAAAGCCAACGAUCGUAUCUAUCUUAAUGACGAUGAGCAUAACCAGUUGAUAACGAAUGUCUCUUCUCAAGUCGUCGAUGGACGGCUUGUCUGCCAGUUUACGCAACAAAUUGUACCUCAAAUCGAUCGACGUAAUGGACUUAUUUGGAGCCUCGAUAAACCGUUUUAUAUCAUGGGAGCUACUGGUUCGGCACAGCCCGAUGGUAAGUUUAAUGGAAGGGAACUUCAAUAA